Molecule: messenger RNA, 2925 nt
Organism: Aspergillus mulundensis
Lineage: Eukaryota; Fungi; Ascomycota; Eurotiomycetes; Eurotiales; Aspergillaceae
Exons: 5
Coding region: 1-2925 (974 amino acids)
Biological process (GO): DNA-templated transcription
Cellular component (GO): nucleus
Molecular function (GO): DNA binding; DNA-binding transcription factor activity, RNA polymerase II-specific; zinc ion binding
Source: RefSeq, a predicted model, not a curated record
AUGGAAGACCAGUCCAGCACUCAGCCCGAAGGGAGGCCAUACCGGUCUCACCUCCACCCUGCCUGCUUAUCAUGCAGAAAACGCAAGUCUCGCUGCAAGACGAGGAGCCCAGCCGAAAUAUGUGCCAUGUGCCAGGCGUAUGGUACCGAGUGCGUUUUCCCGCGACCAGACGACCCUCGAGUGCCCCGACAGCAGAAAAGUUGGCCGCGGAGGGUGGCUCCUAAUGCACGCGUGCACAACAGACCAUGUCCCGGUCAAUCUCCUGCAGGUACAGCUGCCAGCCGAGGCACCCAGCGGUCUAUGGAUCCCCAACCGCAGAUACCUGUGGGUACGACUGGUCCUCCGCAGCUACCGCGCACCGGCCAAGAUGUCCCCCACGCCGCCGCCCCUGAAAGCAGGACGGGAGAUUUCUCUCCUCUCAUGGGCAUUGUCACAGAAGCAGAGGACGAUAGCUCUCAUAUCAUUAGCCCUGCGGUCGCAGAUGACAACGAUAUACUGGAAAGUUAUCUUUCGGCGAUCCCCUUCGCCCAGAAGAGGUGUAUGGUCCCCACGGGCUCUGGUUCAAUCCGACAUAUCGGCCCAGUGAGGUUCAACGUUGUGCCCAGGCGGCCAUUAGGCGUCGUGGCGAAUCAGUCUUUCGCUGCCUCAAAAUGUGAGCUUGUCGAAAAGUAUAUGGAUCCCGAUAUUGACGAGUAUCUGAACCUCUUUUUUCUCAAGGCUAAUCCAUGUUUCCCGCUCUUUGAUGAAGCCUCAUUCCGAAGCUCCUAUUCCUCUCACAAAGAAAAGAUCUCUCCAGCCCUCCUCUGUAACCUGUACGCCAACUCUCUCGUGUACUGGAAAAGCUCUCGCAGGUUGUCUUGCGGUCGUACUCCCGACAUCCGCUAUAUCUGGAACCAAGCCAAUGAAGCUCUCCAUUCUGAACUGUUUUUAUCGCCUGGACUCUCAUCAAUAAUGGCCAUCCUCAUCAACGUCAAUGGCAGACCAAGCACAUCGAUGUUUGGGAAUGGAGGCAUGGUUGGUAUGGCUGUUGCGCUGUCCAAUGCCUUGGGACUCAACCGGGAUCCGUCUAGCUGGAGCAUAUCGCCCCUGGAGAAAAGUUUAAGGAUAAGGAUCUGGUGGCUCGUACUCAUACAUGAUCGCUGGUGCAGUCUGGCAUAUGGAACACCUUUGCAGGUGCACCGCGCGCAGUACGACGUGCCAUUGCCGUCUGUCGACGAUAUCUGCCCCAACCCUGAUGCGACCAAUGAUAGAUCUGCUGCAUCUGUCUUUGUGGCUUUGGUGACCUUGACUGACGUGCUCGCACGCUAUCUGGAGCAUGUUUACCGCGUGUCGAGAGACUUUCCACAGUCUAGCAACAUGUCUGAGAUGGAUUUGGAGCAGAUCCUCCGGGACUGGGAGGAGUCUUUGAGCGAUGAGGUGCGCCACCUAGUGCUCCGAGGCAUCAACCUGGAUAUUCCUGGCGCUGCAAAUUUCCGAUUGGCCUACCUGUCUGUUAAGCUUCUGCUUCGUCGCCUUCAGCUCAAUAUGAGCAAGAGAACCCUUCAGAUCGAAGACGAUCUCGCAUCUCCAUUUUAUAUGGAUGCUCAGAGAGCGGCAGAGGAAAUCGUCUAUCUCGUGCAGGAGCUAGACGAGAGUCAGUUCAGGGGGUUCUGGAUUCCAGUCCAUGCUUUCUCUCUCACGAGCGCUACCAUGUUUCUGCUCCGUAGUGGCCUGCGGAUGAGGAACUAUGCCCGCAACACGCCGCUCAAGACUGCCCGAGAGAUGAUCAAUGCCCUGCAGUCCCAUCGCCAGAAUUUUGACUGGGACCUUGCGGAUAACUGCCUGGCCCAGUGCUCCGAGUUACUCGAAAGAAUUGGCGCGGCAGAGAGCAACAGUAGUAUGGUCGCUCCAGAAUUCCCAAGUAUCCCAGAGGACCUGGGCAGCCUGGACAUAGAUCCAUCUGUUUUGGAAGAACUCUUCGGUAAUGCUGGCUUCUCAGAAGGGUUUGAGCUCUGCGAGUCUAGAUCGCUCGAUCUGAACGGCUUGAGACCUCGGGGAGGACUUUACGCCGAAAAUCUAACGGUAACGCAAUCUCCGGUGCUAUCCCCGGCUCCUUCCCAGGAUGCAUAUCCACUAAGUGCUGGUUAUAACUUCGUCCCUUCCUGUUUGGGCGUUGUCUGUAAGCUCGAGCGAGUACAACGCCGGAAUCCAGACUCUGUGACCUCUGCGCUCCUCAUCCAUCCUCAAAGCUCUAUCAUUUUCCCGGCCAGACGCUUUAUCCAGCUGCUGAGAAAGGCAUCUUCAUCCUACACGAUGCGUUCCCUCCACCGUGCAGCCGGUUGCCUUCUGCUCGUUGCUGGCGCCAGCGCAUGGCGGCAUUCCAAACUCUUCACUAGCUCACCAGCGUUCGCCGACCAUCCCUUUCCCACGAUUGCGAUAGAAUGCCCCGAGCUUGGUCGGUCGGGUACCUACAUUGACAGGGACCACACGUCAGAGGGAGCCGGCCUUGUCCCAGCCCUGGCGUGGCCUUCCCCCACGGACGAUACCGUGGAAUAUGUUCUCAUCAGCGAGGACCCAGAUGCGCCAAUUCCCGACCCUGUCGUUCACGGAAUAUACUACCGGCUCUCGCGCGAUAAGACUGGAGUGCAAAGCCCCGAUUUCCGCAUAAACCCUGCCAGCUGGGAACCGUACAUGCUUCGCGGUGGCUUCAAGUACGGAAAGAAUACGCACGACACGGUUUAUGUGCCGCCGACUCCAUCCUUCGGCAACGGCCCCCAUCGCUACUUCUUUGAGCUCAUCGCAUUGAACGACUCGAUUGAUACGGAUGCGAUGAGCCCCUUGGCAACCUAUGACGAACUACAAAAAGAGGUCCUUGGAAAGGUCGCGGGCUGGGGUGAAUGGGUCGGGGUGUUUGAGUACCCUGUGACUCCACUUGAGGCGGAAUGA